This is a messenger RNA of Papilio xuthus (Asian swallowtail), 1487 nucleotides long. RefSeq names its product uroporphyrinogen decarboxylase (gene Urod). The transcript is spliced from 8 exons. The record is from RefSeq and is a predicted model, not a curated record. NCBI's taxonomy places the organism in Eukaryota, Metazoa, Arthropoda, Insecta, Lepidoptera, Papilionidae. Gene Ontology annotation, molecular function: uroporphyrinogen decarboxylase activity. Gene Ontology annotation, biological process: heme biosynthetic process. Bases 237 to 1337 code for a protein of 366 amino acids. Gene Ontology annotation, cellular component: cytosol.
ACUGGAAAUAAAAAUUUAUUUUGUGUUUCUUUUUUUUACUUAAUAAUUUAAGAGUGUUGUUGUUUAUAACUUUGAUUGCCGUGUCUGUGUAAAAGAGUUGUGAUAGUUUAAACCUUACAGAAAUAGAAAAGUAGUCCCGUACACCUUUAUGUUGUAGUAAAAAUGUCCCCAAUAAAAAGAUCGGUGCUUCCUACUUCCCACACAAGGCACAAGGCGAGGGAGGUGCAGCGCUGCGCAUGCGCGACAUGUGCGGCUAUCGAGCUUAUUAUUACAUACCGGACUUUCCCGCAUUGAAAAACGAUAGAUUGUUAAGAGCAGCUACAGGCAAGGAAGUAGAUAAAGUACCGGUAUGGGUGAUGCGUCAGGCUGGUCGCUAUCUGCCGGAGUUCCAGGCAGUAAGAGCGCAACAUGACUUCUUUACAGUUUGUCGAACUCCUGAACUGGCUUGCGAAGUUACACUUCAGCCUUUAAGACGCUAUGAACAUUUGGAUGCCUCAAUCAUAUUUAGCGACAUCCUUGUUAUCCCUCAAGCUCUUGGUAUGACUGUGGAAAUGCAUCCAGGUGUGGGUCCAGUGUUCCCAACCCCCUUACAAAGUCCCAGUGAAAUAGAUCAAUUGCAAGAGGAUGGAGCUGUCUCCAGAUUAACCUAUGUUGGGGAUGCAAUAACAUUGACAAGACACAAAAUAGAAGGCAAGGUGCCUUUAAUUGGAUUUACUGGAGCUCCUUUCACACUAAUGGGUUACAUGAUAGAGGGUGGUGGAAGUAAAACAAUGUCUAAGACCAAAGAAUGGCUUGAAAAGUACCCAAAGGAUGUCCAUAAGCUGCUCAGUUUGCUGACAAGAGUUAUAAUUGAUUACUUAGUUAUGCAGGCAGAAAGUGGAGCACAAUUACUACAAGUGUUUGAAUCAAGUGCGGACCAUCUCACAAAGGAACAAUUUGCAGAAGUGUCAGCUCCAUACUUAAAGGAUAUAAGGACUGGGGUUCAACAAAAACUUGAGGAGAAAAAAUUGGAACAAGUUCCUAUGACAGUAUUUGCAAAAGGUGGGGGGCAUUCGUUAGAUGUGCAAGUAACAUUAGGAUAUGAAACAAUUGGUUUAGAUUGGACGGUGGACCCGGUGGAAGCCAGAAAAAUUGUUGGUGACAAUAUUACUUUGCAAGGAAAUCUGGAUCCACAAGAUUUAUACAAGACACCAGAGGAAAUUAAGAAGAUGACAAUAGAUAUGGUGCAAAAGUUUGGCAAGCACAGGUACAUUGCUAAUUUAGGUCACGGGAUAACACCACAGACCCCAUUGGAGAGUAUGACUGCAUUUACCGAGGCUGUUCAUGAGGCAUUCUAAUGUAUGAAAAUUCAUAUAAAAUGUAUGUAUGGAUAUGGGAUGGGAAUAUGUUUUUUUAUAUUUUUAAAAUAAACUGCUAUUAUAUAUGAGAUGGUUUAAUGAACUAAAUUGUUACACUUGUUUAGAAAUUAUAUUGUUAUUUACAUUGAA